Molecule: messenger RNA, 1452 nt
Organism: Penicillium bovifimosum
Lineage: Eukaryota; Fungi; Ascomycota; Eurotiomycetes; Eurotiales; Aspergillaceae
Product: acyltransferase family protein
Exons: 3
Coding region: 1-1452 (483 amino acids)
Biological process (GO): polysaccharide biosynthetic process
Cellular component (GO): membrane
Molecular function (GO): acyltransferase activity, transferring groups other than amino-acyl groups
Source: RefSeq, a predicted model, not a curated record
AUGGCAAUUGUCGACCCGACGACCAAGCAAUCUACACUGCAUAUCCGUCCCAGUAACUGGGCCAAUGGCCUCCGAGGCAUAGCCGCCGUGUUUGUGGUGUCUAGCCAUACAUGUCUCUCCUUUGCGAGAGGUCUAGUCCCACCCUCGUAUGCGGAGACGGGAGACUCCGCUUUGUUUCAGCGUCCGUUCUUUAGACUGGUCAUACAAGGCCAGGCUUGGGUAGCCAUUUUUGUCGUGCUGCUUGGGUUCGUCAAUGCCCUGAAGCCCCUUCAGCUGGCCCGACGAGGGGCGACUUCAGAUGCCCUGGCGGUGCUCUCGUCUGGUUCUUUCCGGCGCAUAGGGAGACUCAUCGUUCCUGCGACAUUGGUGACAUUUUUAACAUGGCUGCUAUGUCAGGUUGGUGUCUUCCAGUUUGGCAGACGGGUAGAUGCAUACUGGCUGCGAACGACAAGUCCCGAGCCAAGCCUGUCGUUCGGCACUGCCAUCGCAGAUCUGGUGCGGCAGACUGCGGGGACUUGGAUGUAUGGAGAAAAUGCCUAUGACCAACCCCAGUGGGCAUUGCUAUCUCUUCACCGAGGCUCGUUAUAUGUUUUCAUGACCUUGAUGGCUUUGGUCAAUACUACGCCGUUGUUCCGUGUCUGCGCGCAAUUGUUUCUAUAUGCGUACAGCUGGGCAACUCUGGACGGCACUGUCGGCAUCAACGUUUUCGCCGGCAUGAUACUAGCCGAGUUAUCGUUCUACAACCUCACAGCCCUUCAACCACGCAUAUUAUUCCGAAUUCUGCCGUAUGGCCUCGUCACCCUGGGCCUUUACCUCUGCUCGUACCCGGACCAGUUCGCCGAGCAAGCCGCGUGGUCCUCCCAGCUUGCAGCACUUGCCCAGAUCAUCUUCCCCAAAGGUGCCCAUGUGGGCCGUUACUACGCUGGCCUUGGCGCGCAGAUGAUCUGCCUGGGCAUCAUUCUCUCUGCCUCUAUGCAGCGGAUCCUCUCCCAUCCAGUAUUGCUAUGGUUGGGAUCUAUCAGCUUCCCGCUCUAUCUCCUCCACGGGCCUCUGAUGCGAUCAGUCCUCGUCUAUCUUCUCUAUCUGCCCAUGUCUGUCGGGUUCGCGCCGGCCGUGAGAGCGGACGGAACACCUGACCCGGAGUCCUAUAUUCCAACGCCGAAUCCAUUGCGGCUUGUGGUCACUCUGGUUAUAUUCUUUGCUUUCCUGCUCUAUGUUUCCCGGCAGUGGGCAAGGCAUGUGGAACCGAGGACAGGGGCCGCUACGGCUGCGUUUGAGUGGUUCUCACGCUCCUGGGGGAGGAGUACGAUGUGGUCUCCUAAACAAAAGGCCGAGAUACUGCCCCUUUCCUCUGUAAACGAGGACAUAUGUUUAAGGUCCGAAGUGGGACAGGCUAAUCACUUUAGAUUGGAGGGCGACAUUGAUGCCCGUGGAUAUAAUAGGACUAAUUAA